Molecule: messenger RNA, 803 nt
Organism: Macrobrachium nipponense
Lineage: Eukaryota; Metazoa; Arthropoda; Malacostraca; Decapoda; Palaemonidae
Exons: 1
Coding region: 63-803 (246 amino acids)
Source: RefSeq, a predicted model, not a curated record
UCUUAUUUAGAGAGAAUCCGGGGGUUAAUGUGAAGCUUCGCUGGCUAUCGGAGGUUACCAAGAUGUUCAGCCUCGAUCGGGAAUUGGCUGAAGUUAAAAUGUCUGCGGUCACUUCUCGAUUUGUAUACAUUUCGAGGCAUCGCCUGGAUAUCAUAAACAGGGUCAAGGGUGGUGAGGUUCUGUCACUUGUGUUAGAUGUUCAGGAUGAUGUAAACAGACCCCGUAAGUUCCCUACAUAUUUCAUCACUCGAUAUCCUGUGGAUGUAGACCCUUCAUUAGCUAAGGAACUGGAAGGGGUGCACACUGUACGUCGUUUCCUACAGGAUGGGAAGUCCAUCAAUCGUAUUGUCAUUACUUGGAGCCACCCAGAUCCACCCCCGCCUUUUGUUAACUUCUCCUUCCUCCCUUGUCUACCAUCAUGUGAACUACGCAGAAUGCCAGACGAAAAGCCGUGGUGCUUCAAAUGCUGGGGUAUCGGUCACAUCUCACGAUACUGUGCUGCCCCUGAAAAGUGUGCAUUUUGUGCUGCUGAGUAUGACAGUCGGACCUGCCCUCAUCGGCCCCCUGUACCACCCACAGUGGUUGACAGUUCUUCGGCAUCAACAUCAAGCUCAUUACCUCUACCUACACCGGACUCCUCGCAUUGGAAAUGCCCGAGAUGUAAUGAGCCUGGAGUCAAUGUGUGGCAUGGCUGUACCAGGCGUUCAGGCUCUGCAUCGAACCAGCUUAUUGCACAACAGCUUCCAGUGCCAUCAAUCAAACCCCACUGUUACUGCCUCCUCACAAGUGACUACACUUCGUAA